This is a messenger RNA of Macrosteles quadrilineatus (aster leafhopper), 1987 nucleotides long. RefSeq names its product E3 ubiquitin-protein ligase RNF123-like. Bases 197 to 1987 code for a protein of 596 amino acids. The record is from RefSeq and is a predicted model, not a curated record. Gene Ontology annotation, molecular function: protein binding; ubiquitin-protein transferase activity. The transcript is spliced from 13 exons. Gene Ontology annotation, cellular component: cytoplasm. NCBI's taxonomy places the organism in Eukaryota, Metazoa, Arthropoda, Insecta, Hemiptera, Cicadellidae.
GAAUUUCGUAAACAAAACAAAAGCAAAAAUUAAAAUGUUAUGAAUUGGAAUCGAAUUUAACUUAAUUAAUUAUUAGUUAUUGAAGUUGGUGUUUGUGACAUUACUUUCAUAGGUACCGGUAGCCGACAAAAUCGUACAGGACAAACUCAACCACAAGUUUAAAUAUAUCACAAAGUCUCUGGAAAAGACAUUCACAAUGAAGAGAAAGGAAAUUGCAACCGAGGAAAGCUCUACAAGUAACCUAAAGAUUACUUUCAAAGAUCAAUCAGAUAUUGGUGUAAUAUCGUUGCAUGUAUUUGGUACUGAAUCACCAAAAACAAUUCUGGCGGUCGACCCGCUCUCAAAUGAAACAACUGAUCGAUCUAUUCUGGAGAACACAAGGGUAUGGGUUCAUAAGGUCCUGGACGGAAUCGAACCUCCAAUGAGAACAAUCCAAGUUGACAAUCGUCCUGGAAGACUAGGAUUACCUCAGGUUAGGUUUGACAGCACGGCACAGGUCGGCACCUUAGUCAUGAGCGCUGACCGCCUCUGCGCACAGGCGCAAAGCAACUUCAGUUCAGUCAAAGCAAACGUCUGUUUCUACUCUGGCAAGUGGCAGUAUGAACUGCAUCUGGAGAGUAAAGGUGUGAUGCAGCUGGGCUGGGCAAUGGCGGAGGCAGACUUUUCACCUGACACUGGAGUCGGUGACAGUAUCCAUUCGUUUGCUUACGACGGCAACAGACUACGCAAGUGGAACUUGGUUACGUCAGAUUACGGAGAAGCUUGGCAGGUCGGGGACAUCAUUGGCUGUACCAUCGACUUGGACCAAGGCGACAUACACUUUUAUAGGAAUGGGCGGAACUUGGGAAAGGCGUUUUCAUCCCUUGUACAAGGUCCUGGCUGUGUUUACUACCCUGCUGUCAGUCUGGCUUUUGAGGAGAAGAUACAAGCCAAUUUCGGCGCGUUGCCGUUUAAGUACCCGGUGGACGGAUACGAGCCAGCCCAACAGCCACCGGCCGCAGCUGUUCUCAGAACCAACCAGCUGCUGCACUGGCUGUUCCGCGCCUCCACCAUACCCAAGUACAAACAAGUCAUCAAGAAAACCAGCGACCUCAAGAGGAAAGAGUCACCGGAAGUAGCUGUUAUGAUGAUUUGUGAAAUUCUCGUGAAGCCUUUGUCAGAGCUACUCGGUCGGCCGUACAUAGUUGAAGCUUGCCUCGUGCCUUUUCUACAAGAUAUCACAGCUGUCACUGUGGAUAAGAAGAGCUUGCCCGCAAAAAGAUCGUUGGACAAACUGAAUUUUAUCUGCGACACCUUCAAUCUUUUUUACGAGCCGGACGACCUAAAAGACGUGAUCAACGCUGUGUGCAAGUGCCUUUUACAGAAGUGUAGCCAAACUUCAGUGUCUUUGGAUUACAGUAAACAGAAAAGUAGUUUGGUGUUGUUGGUGGACUUGCUUCACAACCGCAAUGUGCGGAUGACACUCUUGAAGCUGCCGGGAUUUAUAAAAAUAAGGCUACCAGAAUUCAUGGACCUGAGAGUAAUUGAUGUAACUGUACUCAAACAAUUGGUUCCUACUCCAUGGUGGCCUUCAGAUGAAGUUUUUGAGGGCAAGCAACUAACUGAUUAUGAAGACAGAAUGGAGAAAUACCUCAAUGUUUGCGAGACUAUCAAGAACAAAACUAUAGGAGAAGUGUGUAAGUGGCCAAAGGAUUUGGAAGUGGCUGGUAGGGAGUCGUUUAGGGGGGAUAUGAUGGGUGGUGGGAUAGUGAAUUGUAAAGGUGGAGUUGUUAAGGAAGAAAUACAUGGUGUAGAAGUUGGAGGUGGAGAUGCAGUUCUAGUGGCAGUAGGUGUUAGUAGAACAUCAGCAACAGUGCAGUCAGAGGAUGAGGAAGAGCUUGUAGAUGCAGAUGAAUCAGACGAGGUUGACUCCGAAGUAGAUGAACAAGACAAGUUUGUUUGUGAAGAUGAAGAUGAAGACAAUAUAUCUAUCAGCGGAGGAGAUUGA